AUGAAAAGGCAACACAGUUUGACAGAUUUUUUCAAUAAGAAAACAAAGUCAGAUUCUUCUGUUGUAUCAGAAUUGGCCUUGGAAGGUUCAACACAGUCACUAGCACAACCAAUCCAGCCUGAAGAAAGCAGCACGUCGAUUGAAAUAGAAAAUCACAACAACUCCAAUAUUGUAAAUAGUCUUCCUGAAUGCUGGUCAGUGCAACAAUAUAAAAAUUUUAAAGAAAAAUAUGAAGGACUGGGAAUUUCUAACAAAAAGUUAGGUUGUGAGUAUUGUGCAAAAUAUGAUUUCAUAAAAGAGAAAAGUGUUCAUGCGUCAAAAGAGUGGAAAGGUUUUCAGAUUGAGGCAUCAGGGAAAAACAGAGUGGUACAACAAGCUUCUCUAAGGAAAAAAAUGAAAGAACAUUUUUCAUCAAAGGCUCAUAACAUAUGUAAAGACAACUUCAAAAUACGUGAGCAGGAUACUAUAACAAACGUAGUAGAUACAAUGAAUAAAAAAUAUUUCAGUACUACUUGUAGAGUAUUUAAUACAGUUUACAGCCUGUCAAAAAGAUGUAAACCAUUUUCAGACAUAGAAGAUGAGAUUGAACUGCAAAUGAAAAAUGGAUUAGAUAUGGGAAUAGGAUUGCAUUCACGUAAAACUGCUGUGAAAAUAGUUGAUUUUAUUGCAAAGGAAAUUAAAAAAGAAAUAUUUACUAAAAUUACUGAAAAUGAUAAGAAAAUAUGUUUGAUUAUUGACGAAGCUUCAACGAUAUCUUGCAAACCAGUUAUUAUACUUUUCUUAAAAGUUGAGGACUCAGUUUCAUCUCCAACAAUUUUUGUUGAGCCAGUUGAAUUGGAAAAACAAGAUGCAGAGACAAUAUGUUCUUCAGUUAUGGAAAGUUUAAAUAAAGUUGGGCUUACUAAGAACUACUUACAAAAAAAUUUAAUAGGAUUUUGCUCUGAUGGUGCAAGUGUUAUGCUUGGGAGAAAAUCUGGAGUGAGCACUAGGAUAACAAAAGACUUUCCAAACAUAAUAAUAUGGCACUGUUUAAACCAUCGCCUCCAACUUGUUUUAGAUGACUCAAUAAAGGAAAUAAAGCAAGUAAAUCAUUUCAAAAUAUUCAUUGAUAAGAUAUAUACUAUUUUUCAUCAAUCCAAUAAGAACCAGAUUGAAUUUACCAAAAUAUCCGAACAACUUGGAAUUGAAAUUAUAAAGAUUGGUAGAGUUUUGGGACCAAGAUGGGCUGCCUGUAGUUUAAGGUCAACCCUAGCUGUGUGGCGCGCUUAUCCUGCGCUACAUCACUAUUUUUCUUCAAAUGCAAAGUACUUGGGUAUGGCUACCCGUCUUAAAAAUAUAUUUUUUUUCACUGAUUUGGCAUUGAUGAUUGAUAUUUUCAACGAAAUUUCUUUGCUUUCCAAUGCACUGCAAGCAAGAAAUACAGACAUAAUAAAGGCUGAAAAACUUGUGAUACGAUCAAUUAAAGCAUUUGAAAUGCUUGAAAAAGAAAAGGGUCCAUACGAAAAAAAAAGGUAA
Messenger RNA from Pseudophryne corroboree (corroboree frog), 1515 nucleotides. RefSeq names its product E3 SUMO-protein ligase KIAA1586-like. Gene Ontology annotation, biological process: protein sumoylation. The record is from RefSeq and is a predicted model, not a curated record. Bases 1 to 1515 code for a protein of 504 amino acids. Gene Ontology annotation, molecular function: SUMO ligase activity. The transcript has a single exon. NCBI's taxonomy places the organism in Eukaryota, Metazoa, Chordata, Amphibia, Anura, Myobatrachidae.